Haemorhous mexicanus (house finch) is the source of this 8770-nucleotide messenger RNA. RefSeq names its product N-acyl phosphatidylethanolamine phospholipase D (gene NAPEPLD). Gene Ontology annotation, biological process: N-acylethanolamine metabolic process; N-acylphosphatidylethanolamine metabolic process. Gene Ontology annotation, molecular function: zinc ion binding; N-acylphosphatidylethanolamine-specific phospholipase D activity. NCBI's taxonomy places the organism in Eukaryota, Metazoa, Chordata, Aves, Passeriformes, Fringillidae. Bases 6647 to 7834 code for a protein of 395 amino acids. Gene Ontology annotation, cellular component: membrane-bounded organelle; cytoplasm. The record is from RefSeq and is a predicted model, not a curated record. The transcript is spliced from 5 exons.
AAACUGUACCGACUAUAGUGGCAUCAGAAUUAAAGACAGUAGCAGGAAAACCACUUCAGUUUUCUUGCAAAAAAAACCUUUGAAAAGAGUAUUUUUUUCAUUCAUAGUAGCAGCUGUAUCAGUUAGGAAAGUAGGAAGCUUAUCUUAUUUUGUAGAUAACAUUUUGAGGAAGACAAGAAUAUUAUUCUUUUUAUUUAUUAAUUCAAGAAUUAUUGCAGCAGUGGCUUUCAAAAUACCCCAAAUUGUCUCAAACUGAAAUGCCUAUUAUAAAAAACAAUGGGAACUUUUAAUACCUGGAGGUUGGAAAGCCCUCUUUGAAUCAGUUAUGGAUGAUGGAGAGUUGUUUUGGGGAGAGGAGGGAAGUAAGGGUGACAGUGAAACUGCUUAAAUAUAAAUAACAGUUAUUCAGCUUCUGCUUGGCCUCAAAUCAAAUGAGAUGUGAAGCCUUUUUAAGACGAAGCAAUCCACUGUUAUAAUUUUAUUUACUUGCAUUAUCUAAGUAGAUUUGAGGAAUAACCAGGAAAAACAUGCUAUUUCUUCAGCCUUUAUAAGCUCAAGAUUGAACCAAAACUGUUAAUUCUUCAUUCGGAAAUAGCUUUUAAGUUCUUUUCAGCAAAAAGGAAGGCACUUAUUUUGUCUGCAAUGAGAAAAACAGAAAUACUGCUAUAUUAAUUACUGUCUUUAUAUGGAACAUCUGGAGUGAAAUUAGUUUUGCUUUUUGUCACAUCUAUGAAUCCUUUCCUGAUCUCCCUUUAAUUUUUUUCAGUCCAUUGCUUGAACUUUAUAGGUUGCAGUGUGAGCCCUACUUCUAAUACAUUCAGAGCCAGGACCAUGGAAAAUCACUUGAUUGCCUUGUGCCUCAAGAUUUGAGCAAAAGGGAUUUUUCUGUAAACUAAAAUGUUGCACUUAGUUUAAAUAUUCUUAGAAAAUCUAGGAAAGAAGCUAUGUGUUAUAUACUCUUGGCAUGUAACAUCUUGGUGUUUAGCAGCUGUACAAGGAGGGGAUCCUUUGGGUUUGCAUAGCCUACAACUGUGCCCAAGCAGAUAAACCUGGCAAAGCUGUUCAAGAAAGAGAACUGGGCAUUGCCAGCUGACAUGUGAAAACACUGCUGCCAUCAUACCCCUAGUGUGAAAAACAAAGUUUGAUAAGAUGUGUGAAUGAAAAAUUGGGUGUUAAAGAAUUUCUGUCAAGAGUUACUUCUUCUGCAAGACCUGUUAACUGUGGUUGGAACUGGAAGUCCUGCUGCCUGGUGAGUAAGGCUUAUGAUAUGGCAACAGGUUUUAUUGCUUGAAAUAUUUUUGUCAUGCUUUGGACUGGUCUUUGUAGGAAGGUUUCAGUGAUAUUCAACUGUUUCUGAUAAGAAUGUGGCAAUAGCAAGGUGUUUGUGUGUCUCGUCAGAUGUGUUUACAUGAAACACUUUGUCUCCUUUAAACACCUAUGUAUUUAGGAUGGUGCCUUGAAAAUUAGUAGAUGGCUCAUGUUUGUGUUGGAAGUAUGCCUCAACUCUUUAAUGAGAAGAAAAACCCAAACCACACAACUUCUAGUAUUAACACUUCUGUUAUUGACUAACAAGCAAAGCAUUUUGCAUUUUGUUUAGAGUAGUGAAGACACUGUAAUCUAGAAUUGCGGGGAUGGAAUCAAAGGCCCUUUAAAUAUAGGAAAAAAGGGUGUAAAAAACAUUUAUGUAUCAUGAUGUUUCCAGUUUCCUUCAGGAUUGGUGUUUUGCUGUGUCUCUGUAUUGCUCCUUGGAAUUUCUUCUUAAAAUGGAUGUGUUUCAGUUAAAGAACUAUAAGGGUGCUGUAUUGGAUGUGUUUUCUGGCUUUCUGGUAUGAAGCUUGGACGUUCAAAACUUUCAUUAUUUGGAAAGGCUGGUGACCUUUUGGCUUAACUCGUUUUAAAGUUGGCCUUUGAACAGGUGCAUUGAAGAAAAGCAUCUAUUUCAAUUAAAAAAAAAAUUCACUUCCUUGUCUUACUUGACCUGGAAAUUAUUUUAUUAGAUUUCAAUAAAUUUGAAUUCAAAUGUUAUAAAUAGUUCUGUAAAAUCCAUAUAUGUAUGGGCUGCAUGUAAAUACAUAGAGGGAGAAAAAGAAUGUUGUUAGGACAAGCAAAAGUUGAUUUUAUAUUGAAAAUCAAGUAGAAUAGAAAGAAUUUAGGGAAAUAUUUUCAUGUUGCAGAGAAAUUACACUGGACCCAAUGUGCCUAGACCUUGAAUGGAAAAGAAGGAAUCAAAAUAGACAAGCCUUUAAAUAUGAAUAUAAACAGAAUUUUAUGACUGUCUAUUAAGUUAAAAAUAAAAUUGAGUUCUUGGGUGUUCCUGCACUUCCUGGACAACUGAGGUUUUAUAGAGUUUUAAAGGAUUAUUCUUGGUGUGAGUCUAGAGGAAGUUUGCAUAGGUGUUUGUUCCUUUCUGGCAUGGGGAGACAAGGAAAAAGAAAAUUAAAAGGCUUAGUAAAUGAAGGUGGAGAUAGCAAUUGCACACAUAAAAGUUCUGGAGUCAGUGGCAAAUGAACUUUAGAUCCUACUUUGCCGUGUGGAUCCUAUGCAUCAAAGCUUUAACAUGAUUUCUGUUCAUUUUUAUGGAAACAGUUCUUACAUUCCCUCUCUAACCACAUGCUACAAAGGACAUCAGUUUUCUCCCACAGCAUGCUGAAGUGGAGCCUUAAUUUCAUUACAUGUAAUAGCAUUUGGGUGUAGCCAUAUCUAAUUGACAUUAAAAUGUUAGAUGGAAAACCUUUACCCUUAGGAUGGAGUGUGAGCUUGUAAUAUUUUAAAACUUUUUUUUUAGUUAAGAAAAACGUAUGCUAACAGCUUCAAUGGCAUCAUAACUUUAAAUGCAAACUCCAAGAUGUAGAGCCUGUUAACACAUAGGAGUGGCUAAAGUGUGUUUUUAAAUGCUCAACUUUGACAAUCUUUUCUAACAGUAAACCUCGUACUGGCAAGGUGUGCCUCUGUCAUUAACUGGAGUCACAUCAGUAACCAGCUGAAACUAAUGAGCUGCUCGUUUGCAUAAAUAGUUACAUCAGUGCAGCUGGUGCCAGAAAGUUAAAGCUGGGCUCUGGGUCCUAUAGCUGGCUUGGUACCAAUUUCAUGUUUGCUCUUUUGGAAAAGCUUUAAUAAAAUUCUGUCUAAUGUGUGAAGGGCCAUCCAUGGCGAAUGUAGUUGCUGUUGGAAUCCACGAGUUACCUGUACAGCUGUGUGCAUAUGCUAUCUACAUUUAUUUUUCUGUUGAUUUAAAAAUUGUUUGCAUUUGUGACCCUGGUAUUGUCUUGUGUACCAUAACACAGCUGUAAUGCACCUUGCUUCUGUGUCUCAGCCUCAGUCCUGCAGAGCAGGUAAGAAAAUUUUGAUCCCAGCUCUUGUUCUUUCAACAUUCUUCCCUAUAAAUUAACUAGUCUUAUGAAACUAGUUGUUUAGGGAGAGCAGAGGAAAGCAAUUUCCUUUCUGGUGCAGGGAGAUUUGACUCCAGCUUCCCUUUGGUGACUGCUUUAGCAAUAGCACAGAAUUACACUGCUCUUGUGCUUAAUCAUAAUGAUAGUCUAGGCUGAUCUUUCAGAUGUGAUGGCCAUAAGCCAACUCUUGGGUUCUUUUAUUCAACACUGCAGUAAAAGAUGAGGGUAGAGAGGAAAAGAAUUUCUUUUAAAGGCCUACAUCGCUAAAGAAAUGGGCUCUUGGGUCUGUCAUCUCUGUUCUGCUGCAUGUCCCCUAUGAACAGCUACUGUCAUAUCAGGGAUCACAACCUAAACAGGAUAUGCAUGAGACAAAAAUCUUCCAUCGUAUUAUCUACAGAUCAUAGAUGUGUUUGGGGACUACAGAAUGCUCAUAUUGGACUGGUACAAUCAGCCAGGGCACCAGAAAACAAAGGGAAAAUAGUUAUGUAUUGUCCCAGAUCCAGGAUCUUUAUUCAGUUGACACAAUGCCCGCAGCUGGUCAGAUUUAACCCAGCCUUUAGAAAUAAUUGGCUCCAGGGACUACUGAUGGGUCUGACUCUAAAGCCUAUUUGCAUUUGUAUCCAGAGGCAUGUAAAGGUGUAGCUGAUAGGCAUGAAUAACUUUCUGUUGGUUUAGUUCCCCUAAUGAAUACCAGCAAAAUAGAAGUGGAAUGUGUAGUCAUGGGAGUGGGCUGCCUUGUGGGUGGUAGGUAGCUAUUGAAUGUGCUUGGUUAUAAUAUAAAACAUUACUGUCUGAGGAGGUAAAUGGAGAGUUGCAGCAUCAUCAGUACUAAGUGUAAAUGAAACCUUGGAAGAGAACAGAUUGAAAAUGAAAGGCUAGAAGGAAUUGUUGAACCUAACUUGGUGGUAUGUGUAACUGAGCUACACAGUGAAUACUAAAUGGAGGGUGUUUAAUUAAUUUCUUCUUCUAGGCCAGUGCUGGCAUAAGUAGUUUUUGUUUACAACAAUAUAUUCCUGUUCUCACCCUUCCCUGUCCUAACCAGUUUGUUGGUAUAAACACUUGCAUGGUUGCACAGUGAUGCAGGUGCAAAUUAAGUGCUUCUCUAGGGAUGGUAAGGUAAGAAGUGACUAUCGGCUAGAUUAGUUUCUUAAACAAGUUCACCAUGUGGACAAAAGUAUUUGUUUUGGCAAGCCUGGGUGAGUAGUGAGGACAGAAAUGGAUAGGCUCAUGGUAGUAGCUGCUUAAGUAAUACAGCUGCUAAAGAAUAAGCCUAACAACAGAUGACCAUGGGUAGAUGUCUCACCUUUUUUUUAUUUGUAAUCUUAUUUUUCUCCAUGAUGUCUAAAUAAAACUUUCCUUUGUUUUACUGUUGAUCCUCAAAGCUAAGGAAGAAUGAUAAACAACUGAUUCUAAUUCCAUGAGGCUGUCUAUGGAGAGAGCUAUUACUUUUUCUGGUAUCAACUCUUUUAUUCAUUUUUCUUGAAUAGUACACAAGGACAGUGUAGAAUCAGGACAUUUUGAGAUUUGUUGAAUGAAAAUUUUGGCAACACUUUUUGUUACUAAGGAUUUUUAAUGUAAUUCAAAUAAUAGAAGUAUUCACAGAUCAGCUAAUGCAAGCUUGAGAGAUCUUUGUGUGAAAUCCUAAUAACAAGAGCAUCUGGAAUAAUUGCUGGUGCAACUGCUGUGCAGUGAUAAAAAUAUAGGUAUAGGGAAAGAAAACUUCAAGAUGUGUAGCAGUAUACAGUUCACAGAGCUCAGGUUCUGGUAAGUCUGCAAUGGUAAGAUGGAACAACUUGAAGUACUGUACAAUAAAAGUUUAAAUGCAUUCAGAAUUUUCCAGUCUCAAACUGUUCAUUAAUUAAAGCAGCCAAUUUCAGACCUGAAGGGAAAAUAAAAGCAGAGCCAAAACUUAGCUGGCAGUCAUUUGAUAGUAAAGCUUGUGGGAGCCAAUUACUUACAUGGUCCCUAGCGUUUGCAAAUACCUUUCCUUCUAACUGAAACAACUUUUUGUUUUAUUUCAAGCCAAAAUGCUUGGGUUUUUGCAGUCAUUAAAAAUACAUAUAAUGAAAGAAAACUUUAGAGUUGUGUAGCUGUAUAUGGAGAAAGCUCAGUCUUGUUUUGGUAAGGCUGCAGUGGUGUGAGUUUGCUGGGAAUUAUGUGCUAUCUCUCCUAGGUCAUCAUUAGUGCUGCCUAGUUCUGGAUGUAGUUUACACAGAGAGACAGUGAUUAAAAAUGAACCAAACCAUUUACUUCAAAAAAGCAGAGAAAUUCAAGGUAUUUGGUAAGCUAUGGAAUCUUUACAAGGCAAUUGUCAAGUUUUGAGGAAGUUAUUGUGUUCCAGUAAACCAUAGCUUCGUAGUAGUUCUUAAACUGUCAGGCCUAUGGAUUUGUUACAUAAGGACCAUGUUUCUGUAUGGAAAAGAAAGGUAAGUCUGUUUUGGCUGACUUGAUGCUUUGUAGCAUGUUGUGCAUGGUUCUGUGAUUAGUAUUUAUGCUCCAUCGCAUUUAUGGAGCAGCAGAUCUUAGUGGAGACUGGGUGGAAAAGGUGAAGACAAGAGAUUUUAUGCCUAGGUUCAAGUAAUUUGGUUUGAAGCUCUGCUAUGUUUAAAAGACCGUUUGAAAAGAAAAAUUAAAAUGGCAGAGUGCUUCUUGUAAUGUUGUUGUAUCCUUUUGCAAACCUUCUUUUGAAACAUAAAAAUAUUUAGCUAAAUUUUUGUUAUUUUCCUAAUUAGACAUAAGGCUCAAAGCCAAAGUAAUUGUAUCCAAAUUUUCAAUUAUAUAAUCAAUGCUAAAAUAAACCAUUUAUCCAAAAUCUGUUGUCCUAAGGGCCAUAUCCUGUAAAGAGGUGUAAGCCAGUUUAGUGGGAUGUCAGACAUGGAUAUUCCAUGCCAUGUCUUGCCAGAUCUACAACUUCACUCUUCCUCUGUGGAUUAUGAGGGAUGCCUUAGUAUUUGAAGUUGGAAAACCUGAUCUGUGAGCUCAGCAUUUUGAUUCAUGUUAAACUUUGUCUUAUUCAUCAGCCUGUUCUGUGUUCUUCCCCUCUGUCUAGAACACCUUCUGGCCUUGUGGAUUUGGAUGACUAAUGGUCUUCUUUAGGAGUUUGUAUGUCUUGGUUCAUUUCCUCUUCUGAAUUCAGUUGAAGGAGCGGAGCACCUCUGAGGACAGAGAGAGAGGGUGGUUGCCUUGUGUCUCUCCCGAGCCCCUCUUACAUAUAGUGUCAAUACACUUGCCCUCUGUCAGGCUCUCCUGAAAAAGGUAUGGAUAAGAGCACAGACGAAGAGCAGCCUUCAACUGCCAGUAACCAGUACCCUAAGGAAGCAGUGAAGAAACGUCAGAAUUUGGGUCGAGGUUCUGGGAGCAAUGAUUCUUCCAGGACCUUCAGAAAAAGCUUCAGGCUGGACUACAGAUUAGAAGAGGAUGUAACUAAAUCAAAGAGGGGCAAAGAUGGGAGAUUUGUCAACCCGUGGCCAACAUGGAAAUCUCCAACCUUACCCAACAUUUUGAAAUGGUCCUUCAUGGAAAAAAAUAACAGCAAUGUGCCACGCUCAAAGCAGGAACUUGACAAAGAACUCCCAGUGUUACAACCUUACUUUGUUCAAGCACCAGAAGAUGCUGGGAAGACAGGAGCUGGUAUGCGAGUCACGUGGCUGGGACAUGCCACCGUCAUGGUGGAAAUGGAUGAACUUAUAUUUCUCACUGACCCAAUCUUCAGCCAGAGAGCCUCCCCUAUUCAGCUGUUGGGUCCCAAGCGCUUCCGAGGGCCUCCGUGCACAGUAGCGCAGCUGCCCAGGAUAGACGCGGUGCUGAUCAGCCACACCCACUACGAUCACCUGGACUACAACAGCGUGGCCAGUCUGAACGAGCGCUUCGGGAGCGAGCUGCGCUGGUUUGUGCCCCUGGGGCUCCUGCCGUGGAUGCAGAGGUGUGGCUGUGAGAAUGUGAUCGAACUGGAUUGGUGGGAGGAGAACUGUGUCCCUGGUCACGAUGCGGUAACUUUUGUCUUCACCCCGUCCCAGCAUUGGUGCAAAAGGACUGUGACAGAUGAUAACAAGGUUCUCUGGGGCAGCUGGUCUGUCUUGGGACCUUGGAAUAGGUUUUUCUUUGCAGGAGAUACUGGAUAUUGUUUUGCUUUUGAACAAAUAGGUAAAAGGUUUGGACCUUUUGAUCUUGCAGCCAUCCCCAUUGGAGCUUAUGAGCCAAGAUGGUUUAUGAAAUACCAGCAUGUGGAUCCUGAAGAAGCAGUAAGAAUCCAUAUUGAUGUUCAAGCAAAGAAGUCUGUAGCAAUUCAUUGGGGGACCUUUGCUUUAGCAAAUGAGUAUUACUUGGAUCCUCCAGUUAAAUUGAAUGAAGCUCUUGAAAGAUAUGGCUUGAAAAAAGAUGACUUCUUUGUUUUACGCCAUGGAGAAUCACGGAAUUUGAACACAAAUGACCGGUUUGAAAACUGAAACAGCGUCAGUUCCUUGUAAGCCUGUUUGAUUUGAACUAAUGUAACAAUACUAACAUAAUGUACACAAUAAAUUUUUGAGAUUGAAUUGGAUUUCUAAAUGCCAGGUUUAUCAGUUUCAGAACUAAAGCUUGCACACCGAUUUCAUGACAAACUUUACUAGUUAUAUUGUUUAUAAAUUUAGAGAGGUGAUCUAAAAGUGAUUUAUAUAUUGAGUGUUGUCUGGGAAUAACUUGCUCUGAUGUACACCACUGAUAAAAAAAUUAUUUUUAAACUCUUCAUCUUACCUGCUGCAGCAAUAAUUACUUCAGCACAGAACAUAUUCUUAGGAUUAAUGGCUGACUUGAAUUAUUCAUUGUUAGACUGUCAUCUCCCACUUGUUAGUCCUCAGGUUAUGCCCUGUACCUUGAUGUACAAGCUUCAUACAGCUUCACUAUAUGUUUUGUGGGGUGAAGUCUUCCAAUACAGCUGUGUUGUUUAAGCACAAGCAUGGUAAAAUUGUUUCACUCUUCAUUAAUAAACCACAAAUGCUGAAUUUUACAUCAAAGAAAUGUGCCUUUUAAAGAAAGAGAUAAUUUAAUAUUGCAUCAUGGAUGUGUAAAAACUAGCUGCUGGCCAGAAUACCUGCACACUUCUAUUGUUUUGUCUGUGUUUUUAAUUUAGGUCUGAAUAUGUCAAUUGCAGCACAUGAAGUGGAAAAACCUCUUAAUGUCGCUUGUCCUUGCAUUAAAUCAGCCUUUUUCUAAGUACCUUUUUUUUUUUUCCCCAGUAGAAAAUCUUAAGCAAGGGCUGUGGUAUUUUUUCUAAUAGCUUCCCUAUAAUUUUAAAGUUGAAUGAGAUUACAAUAUUGUUCAGUGUUAUUAAACUUGGCCAAAUGUGUCUGUAUCAAAUUGUCUUGCUCAUUUACAGAAUUAAAGCCUAUUGUUGCCAAUAAAAA